AUGCAAGUAAAACAAGGCCUGCCUCCGCCAAAGCCUGAUUUCUCCUUUGCUCGCUCUCCAAAAUCUCAAGUUGCCUUCUUCUUCUGGCGCUGGAGGAUAUGGUUCGAAGCUACCUUUGCGCUCACUGUACUGGAGCCCUGGGAGAAAAUAGUCCUCCUUGUUAUCAUGUUUAUCAGCGUGACCUUCUUCCUCGCGGCGCUGUUCAGAUAUUUACCAGAGCAAGUGGAGAAGAUGGAACGACGUGUCAUGUACUAUCUGUGGGGCCAGGAGGGG
Messenger RNA from Desarmillaria tabescens, 273 nucleotides. RefSeq lists its product as uncharacterized. The annotation marks the transcript as partial. The record is from RefSeq and is a predicted model, not a curated record. The transcript has a single exon. NCBI's taxonomy places the organism in Eukaryota, Fungi, Basidiomycota, Agaricomycetes, Agaricales, Physalacriaceae.